AUGGCUUCAACAGAGGACGGCAAAUCAGCAACCACACCAAAGAAACUAAGUAUCGUUGAUAGUAUUAUGCCAUACGCCGAUCCUUCCGGUAAGGCGUCCAUGUCGAUAGAGACCGAAGUUGUGAGUAGCGGUAAUACACAGACCAAACCUACGCAGACAGUUUGGUAUGAGACAUCUCAGAUCGGUGUUGUCUCAGGUAGAUCACCCUCUGCAACAACUAAAAGGUCAUACGAAUCGGGCGAAUCAGUGACAAGUAAAUGCCGUGUAAAGUCGCCCUCUUAUAAAAUUGCACUGGCGGACCCGAGACUGAAGGAGUUUGUGAUAGAAAUGCCGUCCGAUCCCGCACCCAAGCCAAAUGCGGAUGCUUCCGCAACACUAGCCGUCUACCUUGCCUCUAGACCAUACCAGAUGUUUUGUUCCAACUGCCCUGUCAACUCACACGUCUCAUCGCCAUCAAGGAUGUUUUCCUCACUUUCUUCAAUGAAUCAUACUACUGAAGAUGGAACACAAGCAUCUAAAACAGUGAAGCCAUUCUUCAAUUCGCUGUUUUCUUCCUCCGAGUUUUCAAGCAUGUUUGCGAAUAUAUUGGGAGUACCUAAACAACAAAAUGGUGAUAUUGGAAGGCCCGAGAGUGUUAUAUCUGGGCAGGAUUUAGAAACUGCAGAAAUCACCAAAGAUGAUAAGGACGAUGAGGAGGCACAAUUGAGUCUUAAAAAGUUGACGCUACCAUUAUUAGAAUAUGCAAUAGAAACAUAUACCGAGCAGCCGCCUAAUAGCGCUGCUUCAGACACAUCCUCAUCCUUGCAUAAUGGUGAUCCCAAGUUCCUGCUUAAUACUAUACGGACUACUUUCUCGUCGCGGGAGACACUUAAUGAUAGUUUUCUUCAAACAUCUUCUGCGCCAAAGUCUUCUCAUCCAUCUGGAAUUGAUUUGGUAUCACUCCGAAAAGCUUAUGACCUUAUAUUUGAGUUAGAACCAAAAGCAUUGUUUCGGUCAACCGUAUUUGAUGCCUUGGAAAUUUUGCUCUCAAAAGUUUUGGUGAAUCCGAAAGUUCUCGAUCGGGAAGAUGCGUCAAUAAGAUAUUUCCUGAUUGUACUGGAGGCGUUGUUAGAUUCCUCGAAUCGCGUUGUACCAAUAUCAAUAGUUGGCAAAAUGGUUAAAAUCUUGGCGUACGCGUGGGAUAGAAAAGGAUUAGCAUGCAACUUGAUUAUCAAAUGGCUUUCGAGUUAUGACAUAGACUCCUUCACGAAUCUACUACUCGUCUUUCAAAGAUUUCUUGGGGAUCGAUAUCAUCCGCCACCAGCCUUGUUAUCAGAAGAAAUAAUGUGUGCUGCUAAAACAAUCACAAUGAUGUAUAAGGCAAACGAACUUGCAUCCCCCAAACCUAUUGUAUCACACGUAUUAUUCUAUAAUGAUUAUUUAAGUGAAAAGAUGAAGACGAAGGAAGAGUAUAAAGUCUGGAAGAGAAUUCACGGAAACGCUGGGUCGCGGCUGGCAUCUUCAACAGUGUUUACAUUCUUGGACUAUCCAAUACUACUUGAUCCCGUUGUGAAAUCACAUAUAAUCAAGAUCGAUUCUAUGUGUCAAAUGGCUUUGGGAUAUGAGGCACGUACAAAGUACUCUCUUCAUCUACUUUAUUGCGAUGCCUGCGUCCACCAUGCUUUCUAUAUACAAACCCAGCGUCAUUUGCCGGAGCCUCCUCGCAACACCGAAACUCUCCAAGCGCGUACUAUACCAGUUCUCUUCUUUGAAAUUCGCCGUGAAUUCCUUGUCCAAGAUGCAUUAGAUCAAAUAAUCACAAAACAACAUGAUCUAAAAAAACCUCUGAAAGUAAAGUUCGGAGCAGGCGAGGACGAGGCACAAGAUCAGGGUGGCGUCCAGAAGGAAUUUUUCCAGAUUCUGCUAGAGAGACUAAUAGAUCUCAAAUGGGGAUUGUUUAUAUUUGACGAGCGAACGAGAUGCCAUUGGAUUAACGGCGCGUCUGAUGCUAGUGAUCGGAAAUUUGAACUAGUAGGAGUAGUACUCGGGUUAGUAGUAUUUAAUGGGAUAAUUGUGGAUAUCAAUUUGCCAAAGGUGUUUUACAAAAAGUUGUUAGGUUGGGAGGUAACGUUUGAUGACUUCAAGGAUAGUUUCCCGGAAAUUGGCAAAGGCUUAGAACAAAUGUUGGCGUGGUCAGAAGGUGAUGUCUAUGAUGUCUACCUGCGUCAUUUUGAGAUUUCAUACGAAUACUACGGUACAGAACGAAUGUUUGAACUCGUUAAGAAUGGUAAUGCUAUUCCUGUAACGAAUGAGAACCGAGAAGAAUACGUGCGCUUGUACUACCAACAUUAUGUACAUAAAUACGUGGAACGACAAUUCAAUGCCUUCAAAAAGGGUUUUAUGAAAAUUUGCGAUGGAAUGAUUUCAAAGUUACUGAGACCGGAAGAAUUAGAAUUAUUAUUAUGCGGUAAUCGAGACCUCAAUCUUGACGACCUAAAAAACCACGUGAAAUAUGAAGGCGGAUUUGAUCCAUCACAUUCAACGAUACGGAGCUUCUGGGAUGUAUAUUCAGAACUGACAGUAUCCCAGAAACGUGAUCUACUCGCUUUCGUUACUUCGAGUGACAGAAUUCCAAUCCGAGGUUUUAGUGACGUAUCAUUUACUAUUCAGCGAAACGGACCCGAUUCAGACAAGCUACCAACGGCGCGAACAUGCUUUGGAAUUCUUCUUCUACCGGACUACAAAACAAAAGACAAGCUUCGCAAUAAGCUUCUAGUUGCUCUUGAGAACCGGCGAGGGUUUGGCAUUGCCUAA
This is a messenger RNA of Paraglomus brasilianum, 2793 nucleotides long. Lineage: Eukaryota; Fungi; Glomeromycota; Glomeromycetes; Paraglomerales; Paraglomeraceae. The record is from the annotation of a GenBank genome assembly.